GCGGAGCGGGGCCGGGGGCGGAGCGGGGCCGGGGGCGGAGCGGGGCCGGGCUGCGUCCCGCGGCGUGUUGCUGGAGCGCGGGACGGCCGAGGGUGACAAAACACAGAACCACCUCAGGAUGUCUGUAAUUCAGCAAGGCACGGCAACACUUCGGAAAGCAAAGAAAACCACUGUAAAAACAUGUCUAGAUAACCCCUUUGUUUUCCAAUGGAAAACCAUAGAUGGAGAAGAUAUGCGUUUUAUACUAGAGACCUUAGAAGAAAGGAUUAAACAUAUUGGACUUAAAAAGAUUGAGAGUCCAAGAAAGAAAAAACGUUCCCUUACAAAAAAACAAACAGAAAGAAAGGGCGAUGCUGGCACCAAUGAUUUCCCUAAAGAGGAAGCAGAAAGCCACCAACAAAAACCAGGAUGGACUGACAUAAAUAUCAGAAGACAGCUUGCUAUUGGAGUUAAUGAAGUUACAAAAGCAUUGGAAAAAAAUGAACUUCUUCUCUUGCUGGUGUGCAAGUCUGCCAAGCCCGCCAUGAUCACGUCGCACCUGAUAGAGCUGAGCGCGAGCCGCACCACGCCAGCAGGGCAGGUGCCACGGCUCAGCGAGACCGUCGCGCCCCUUCUUGGCUUAACGUCCACUUUAGCCCUCGGCUUCAAAAAGCACUCUGACAAGUUCACUGAAGCAAUAGCAGCAAUAAUUCCAAAGAUACCGCCUUUGGAAGUGCCAUGGUUUCAGUACAGUACUGAAGAAUCCAUGGCUUACACAGAUACAGAUUCUUCAGAAAAUCUGGAACCCGAAGAGCUUGCAGAGGUGCCGGAGGAUAAGCUCACAAGUCAGAAGCGGAAGCAUACGGAAAGCAAUCAGCCUGAUCUUUCACAUGUAAUUUUGCAGCCUUUGAAAAUCAAGAAAAUUGUCCCAAAUCCCAAUAAGAUAAAGAAACCGCCUCGCAAAAAGAAAAAGGCCUUUUCAGCAUAACUGAGUUUUUUAAAUGCAGGAUGGAGUACAGUUCUAACAGUUCUUUUAGGCUUUACGGUGUAAAGGUCUUGAAUACAAGGUGAACUUCACGUUGCAUUUGGCUGAAGUACUUUCUGCUUUAAUAAAAAAUAUUGCUCAGACUUGAGUGUUAGUUUUUACUGGGACUAAGUAUUUUCAUUUGCAGCUGGAGAUCAGAGUUAAAGUCGAUAAUGAACAUGCCAAAGUAAUUUUGUGACAUAAUUUAUACUUUGAAAUGAAUACAAAGCAUUAAAUGAACUUUGUCUUUUUACACAGAUGAACAUGCCUUAAGCAAGAGAUUUAAGUAUAAUUACUCAAACAAAUAAAUACCAAAAAUGAAAGUUUAUUUAAACAAAGGUCCAUGCCAGUAUAAGUCUUUUAAAGCUGGGUUCAAGUAAAUAGCACAGGCAGACUUCCCUUUUGAACUCUUAUUAUAGUUUUUUCUGCUGAACAACUUGUUUUUGGUCUCAAAUGUAUGCAGGCUUGGGUUCCAACUCAUACCUGGUGCAUGGUAUGCUGAAGGAAAAGCUAUUUCCAAAUACAAAACCAAAUUACUACUGCUGCGGUAUUAAAAAAAAUACUUCUGUAUGCAAACUAUUAUCACAUAUCCUGUGAGAAAAUGGAAACCUAAACUCCAUGAGAUCUCUAAAUGAAAUCAAACAUUAUUUCCCAGGAAAUUGACAUAAGCCAUAUAGUUUUACAUAAAGUAGAUGAGAACUGUUACUGCUACAAGACUGAAAAUAUAUCAUGUAAUUUCUGAGUUUCCUUUAAUUUUACUGGGCACUAUGAACAAUUUCCUAAUGAGGGAGUUGGGUUGUAGGAAUGAAGGGAAAUAGCACUGCAAUUCAGGCAAUCAACAGCCUAGGAAUUUACUUGUAGAAGAAAGCAUAAAAUAUCAUAACUGAGUAACUUUUGUUGUUCUUUAAAAGAUAAAAUUUACAUGUAUUUUUCAGAGAUUUGUUAAUUGAGACUUCCACUGCCAUCCAAUAGCUCAUCUAUAUUUUGAAUUUCUUUAGAUUACUUUAGUUCAUGAUACCAACUACGAAGGCAGGCAGUAGCAAUGAGCAGUGAUUGUAUAGUCUUGAUGCUCCUUCAAGUUUAAACACAGCAUUUAAUGCUACAAUUUUUGUCAAUGUCUGAGGGUGCAGGAGGUGAAAUUUCUUUGCCUUGCUUCAUAGUCCUUAAUACAUGUAAUUUUUUCUGAAUUUCUGAAUGCAUAAAACUUGGAAGGCAUGCUAGCACUAGUGUGUUUCAUUCCCAGGCUGGCUAACCAUAGCAUAAGAGUCGUAGUGUUUAGACAGAGCAGAAGGAUUAGCUUUGGUAAAGAACAUAAGCACAGCAAUCAUCUUUCAAGCACUUCACUGCCUGCCCAGGUCUCUCUCUGUCUUCAGGGAUUUGGGUUCCCUCUGCAAAUAGGAAGUUACUUUGGAAAAGAAAUAAGAGAUGUUUAAAAAGCCAGGUGGGAAAGGUGGUAGAGCAAGCUUUACAUUUGCCAAACCUUUGCAAACACGUAUUAGGUUCUGAGGAGUCUUACCUUCAGAGCAGGACUAAUCCACACAGGUUCAACCUUGGAAACAAGAGAAGGGUCUCUCCCACUGAGCUCCUGACAGUGGCCCCACACAGAUCACACAGAUAUUCACCUUUUGUUUAGUACCUGCUUAGGAAGUCAAAGUGAGUUGCCACAAAUUUCACCUCCGGAGUCUUAUUAUGUGGGUGCAAGCUGGGACACCUUCAAGAUUGGAGUCCUCUUGAUGCUGUGAUACUUCAGCAAAACAGCUGAAGUUUUACAGGGACAGAAGGGACAGAAGAGGUCAUGCUUAACACAAGUCCACGAACAGAACUUUUCAAGAGCUGCCCCAACACUCAAGCUUAGAUGCCUGCUUCCCUUGUGCUCUGGCUGAUAAAUUUUCUCUCUUGGCUACAGUGCUGCACAGCUUCUACAGGAGCAUGUCUCUGCCCCCCAGCCCUCUAGGGAACAUGCAGAGGGAGCCAGGCAAGACAGAAGUUUAUCCCCUGGAUUCAGAAGCAAAUGGCACUAUUUUACUAAAAGAGAGCACAAGACUGGCCACGCUCCUUCCUUCAUGUGCCCUAACCUGAAGAUUUAGGCAGAAGCCAGGCUGCAGGAAACCCACGUUCAAGUCUGUCUUCUACCUGGACAUACUUGGUCUUUAUUGUGGCCUCAGUUUUACAAAGGACAACACUUGGGAGGAUCUGCCUUCUGAUUUCAGAGGAGAAAACACCUGCCUAACAUUUCUUCCACUCACGAUUUUUUGAGGGGAAGGAAGGCAGAGAACAUGAACAUAUCCUUCACCUGGGCUGUGAUCACCUGGACUGUCUCAGCAAGGAAGUACUUUAGCUAUGCCCUGCUGUCCCACCUCACCUCAGACAGCCCUGAGUGAGGACUGCUGAGGCUCUGCCUUCAAGAGCUGAAGCAGAACACACUGAGCUGCUUGGUGAACCUCAUCCCAGUGCGCUCCAUGAAAAUGCCUGCCAAGAAGGCACCUUCUGUCUUCUAGGAGAUAAACACUUAAGUCUUUGAUGGGGUCAAGAUUAAAUCCUUCUUGUUACUUCAGGUAUCACUACCAUCAGUUACAUUUUCAGGCACUUAAUUCUGCUCAGGCCUCACACAGAGUCCAAGCUGUCUCUGCACCACCUGUUUUGACUGCUACUAGUAGGGAGGUAUCAAGAGUGGCCAGAGAUGUUUAAAGCCCAACUGCACCAUGAGAUUUCCUGUGAAGUCCUUUUAAAUUCAUGAGGUCCUGAGCUGGUGCACAACCAGGGGUCAAACAAACCACGUUCAGUCCCUUCCUUUGUUUGAAGGAGGUCGAAUGCUUUAAUCAGCUAUAAUGCAGUAAGGGAAAGUAUUUAUCACUGUUUCUAGGGCAGAAUCCUCUCCCCACAAUUCAACAAGAAAAAGAAACCAAACCACGAACCAUUCACACAGUGGAAAAGGAGAGGGAAGAAAGAAAAACCCCACUGCUACAAGGUAGUGGGUAGGGCUAACAGUUAUGAAGAACAGACAAAUUUAUCUUCAUGUACAGAAUUAAACUUUCAGCAAAAUCUGCUGUCAGAAUUACAGGCAUGUUUAAAAGGAAAGUUAGACAUUUGCAUUUCAUGAGAUAUUCAAGUCACAUUCAAAAGAUGCUCACAGCACAGAGGCUUCACUACCACAAUUUGGCACUUUCAGCUAGAACAGUUUCUUAACACAGAUUUUCUCAGUGCUCACACUUCUGCAGCAUCCAUGAGCUGAAAGAACUGCUAUCAUCUCUAGCUAUGACGCUAUGCUGGAAUGCAUAUAAAGUGCUUCAGAAGCCACUCCCAUUGCCGAGCAUUCAUGA
Messenger RNA from Motacilla alba alba, 4323 nucleotides. It is a transcript of the gene RPP38, whose product is annotated as ribonuclease P/MRP subunit p38. Gene Ontology annotation, biological process: tRNA 5'-leader removal. Lineage: Eukaryota; Metazoa; Chordata; Aves; Passeriformes; Motacillidae. The coding region runs from base 119 to 967 and encodes 282 amino acids. Gene Ontology annotation, cellular component: fibrillar center; ribonuclease MRP complex; nucleolar ribonuclease P complex. The transcript is spliced from 2 exons. The record is from RefSeq and is a predicted model, not a curated record. Gene Ontology annotation, molecular function: ribonuclease P activity; ribonuclease P RNA binding.